AUGGCCGACAAGCUUCGCAACCAACAAGAACUCGAGCGCCUCCAGGCCAAGUACGUCGGCACUGGCCACCCCGAUACGACGAGCUGGGAGUGGCGAACCAACAUCCAACGCGACACAUAUUCUUCCAUCGCCGGGCACAGGCCUCUGUUGUCGUACAUCGCGCUCGCCGAGAACGAGCCUGUAGCCAAGGUUCGAGCUCAGAUGAUACGGGUACGUGCUGCGCUCGCCCCAUUCUACCCGGCGUCCUUUCUCUGCCCUCCAAUUCUCAUUUGA
Messenger RNA from Clonostachys solani, 273 nucleotides. The record is from the annotation of a GenBank genome assembly. Lineage: Eukaryota; Fungi; Ascomycota; Sordariomycetes; Hypocreales; Bionectriaceae.